AGCUGUGCCGGCAAAACAAAUGCGAACGGCGAAAGGAAAGGAAGUUUCGUGAAUAUUCUUAUUCCACGCAAUCAAAUCAUCACCAAUGUUAAGGACGAUAGUAACAUACGAACGUUAUGGAAGAUAGUAACGAAGAGAUCGAACCGUGCCGUGAUAUAGGGCCGCACGAGUUGGUGGAAUCGGUUAAAAGUCAAGCGGUCAUUAAGCUGUCGCAGGUGUAUCUGCCAGCGCACUUUAAGCGGCUGGAGUUGCAGACCAAUCUAAACCAACCGCCGCUCAAUUGGCUGACAACCUCGGAAAGCAGUCAUGGCUUACAUCAAGCGCUUUACCAGAGCGCUGGGUUCGCCAGCUUCCGACUCGGUCAAAUGUUUCCCGACUGCGUCGGACAGGUGGAUGUGGUUUCCGAUGCGGAGAAUAUAAAACAGCUAUUGAAACUGCCGUACAGUGCGCAGAGUGCCAUUAGUAUGGUUGUCCACAAAGUGGGCAAUACUUUGCUGCUGGAUGAAUUCGAUAUACAAAAGUAUUUGCUGCGCAAGGCAGAUGAUGAUUGGAAGUGGCUGCGUACCUUUAUAUUGGAGCAUAUACUGGCCUAUGGUGAUAAGCAGCACAACUAUUGCCUGAAGGAGCGUUCGCGUGAAGCAUUGCAGCGCAAGAAUUUAUUGUCGAAGUUUCUGUAUCACAGCUUAAAACAAACGGAUGGAGAAGAGUUAGCAAAAACACCCACACAGCUGACAAGCCAUCGCACGGGAUUGCCGCUUAUUGGACCAUUGUUGCCGGAACCGAAAAUCGAGGAGAAUGUGCCGGAUCCCAAAUCAAGUCAUGCCUUCAAUCGCAAUGUUGUGUGGACUUUUGAAGAUAUACGAAUGCUCAUCGGCACCGAUAUGCCCAUUUUUGGAGGUCCGAAUCGACCGUGCAUUAGUUUGCGGUUAAGAGAUGCUGCUCAGCCUAUAAAUGUGCUUACUGGUAUCGACUAUUGGUUGGAUAAUUUGAUGUGUAAUGUGCCCGAGGUGAUUAUGUGCUAUCAUUUGGAUGGCAUUGUGCAAAAGUAUGAAAUAAUCAAGACGGAAGAUUUGCCUUAUCUGGAGAAUUCGCAAUUUGCGCCGCAGGUAGUGCGCAAUGUGGCCCAAAAUAUACUCGCCUUUCUCAAGGCCAAUGCCACCAAAGCCGGUCACACCUAUUGGCUGUUCAAGGGACGCAACGAUGAUGUUGUCAAGCUGUAUGAUUUGACCACGCUUUGCCAAACUCAAACAGCAGCAGCCGCAGCAGCUGCAAAGGAGGAGGCAGCAGAGCCAGCUGAACAUAAAACGAACCCCUUUACAGUGCCUGUGGGAAUGCUGCUCUAUUCUGUGGCUCGCAACAUGAAGAAUACUGCCGAGCAUAUAAGUCCCAAGACAGCGGGUAAUAUACGUGCUUUAUUGGAUAACUGUAUUAAGUUAUUGCCGAAGGAAGAGUAUCCACAAAUUGUGAGCUCCUCGCAUUACAUACUCUCCGAUUUACACGUGCCAGCCGGCAUUGAUCCCAAAGCCCCAAAAUUUGAUGAAUUGGACUCGGACACGCAAUCGCUUUACGAUGAUGAUGAGGACGAAGUCGACGAGGAGGAUGAUGUAGAUGUCACUAAUGCUGAGUCACUGGAGUGUGACUAUGGGGAUAGCAAGUACUACCAAAGUGCUGCCCAGAGUGGUGGUAAAGCCAAUGUGGCUGUGCGUCACAUUUGCGAUGCGUUGCGUGACUUUAAGUCGCACACCAAGCAAUCGAAACCAGCACCUCUAAUAGCUAGUACAGUCGAUCGUUGUAAUAUCUCGCUCGCUCACAUUAGCGCUGGCAUCUCGUGCCUGCAAUACUUUAAUGGCAACCAGGAAGAGAAAUUCAUCAAGGAGUCCGAGACACAUGCAAAGCAGGAGGAACGUCAGCGCAUUCUACAUGAGGAGCAGAAUCCGAAUAUGGCCAAGCCCUUUAAUGCCAUACCACUGCCGUAUGAGACGUUGAAGCCCACACAGAAUGACGCUCAAUUAAAGCUGGUGCAGAAACAGCAGAAGAAAUCAAAGCAGAAGCGUCGUAAAUCUGUAGAGCUCCAGCAAAUAGCCAGCAGCCCAAAAGCGGCGGCUAACAAUCAACAGCUCAGCGCAAAAUUCAACAAUCAGCAAUUUGGCAGCUGGAAUGUGCAUCUGAAGCUGUUGUUGCUGGAGAAAGCAUGUCUCACCUACGCUACCCUCGCCGAGCAUCAUUACGAGGCGAAGCGUUACGGUGUGACUUUGCGAGCUAUCGAGUUAGCCUAUCGCUGCCAGCAGGUGGUCAAUAAAUAUAUGACUAAUCUGGUCUCACAGCAGAGUUGUUUGCUGGGACGUGCGGGCGACUGCUUCUUUCAAAUGUCCAAACACUGGUCCGAAAUCGAUGAGUAUCUGAAACAGUAUGAGGAGCAGGACGAAUCGGCACGUAUCAUAGAUGCCGAACUAACCAGUGAGCUCACUGACCCUACAGAGGUGGCAACAGUGCUGGCACCCGUUAAUAACAUGGAACAGAUAAUGUUGCUGAGCUGCAAGUGCUACGAACAGGCUUUGGAGCACGCCCAGGAUGCCGCCAGCAAUGAAUUGUUGCGGCGUUUGGGUAAUGUGCGCAACGAAUUAGCUCUCAAGUACAUGUAUUGGGCGCAAGAGGAGUACAGCAAAGUGGUGCGAGAACGAGAGGCAGGAACUGCAACAACUGCCAAGGCCGAGGAACCACUCUACGUAAAGCUGACUGUAAAUUCAUAUGAUUGUUUAUGCCGCGGCAUUAAGGCUUUCACAGCCGUGCAGGACAAUGUUAAUUUGGCGUUUUUAUAUUGCAAUAUGGGACGUUUUAUGCGUCUGCGCGCGCAUCUUACCAUGCCAAAUGAAAGCGUCAUUGCCACGGAUACACAGAAAUCAUUUUACCAGGAGGCCUUUAAUUAUUACGAAAAAGCUAAGGACUGCCUGGACACGCGCAAGGCCAAUCCGGAGCUCUGGGACUUAGUGCAUUGGGAGCUAUCCACUGCCAUGUUUACGCUUGCAAAGCAACUGCAGGACUUUAGCGCAGCAGAUAAGUCGAAUUUUGCUGAAGCAUCCAAAGAAGUGUUGGAGUUGCUGCAGAAAUCUCUGCAAUUAUGCGAUGUGGAGCAUGCUGGCGCCCGUCAAAUACUCUAUACUUUUCGCUCAGGUCUCAUACACAAGCGUAUUGCUUCCUUCCACUACAGUCAACUGCGUGCCAAUUGCACAGAUCCCUCCCAUAUCUCCAAACUAACGUUGCAGCUGUGCAAAUUUCAUUAUGAAAAGGCCACUCAAAUACUGACAAGUCUCAAGGAAGUAAGCGACUUGUUGGUGGUACAAUUGGAACGCAUUUCCCUACAGGAGUUUUUAACAGAACUAUCCACACAUUGUGGCCAGAAGAUAAAACACAUGCAAGUGGCUUUGGAUAUUUGCUUACAAUGCGAGCUCAUCUUUAGCCACGUCAUUGAGACUUCGUCGAGUGAGAAUGAAACUAAUGCCAACGCUAGUGGGAACACAAUUGGGAGCGUGAUCGAUGAAGACGAGUUCGUAGCACAUCUAUCGCUGUACGAGAGUCGUUUGCAAAACGCUUUGAAAACGCUCAUCAAACUGCUGCUAACCGGCAAGGAUCCAAAGAAGCUGUCGGCAUCGUACAAGCAAAUGUAUAUGGAAACCUUGACUGGGAAACAUGGCAUAGGCGCCCAGCAAGCGACGCUGGUCGAGCGCGCGCACCAUUUGCAAACGCUGUUGCUUAAAUUAAAAGCCAUGUGCGACGCCUCAACAUGUGCCAGCAAUGAGUCGCUAUAGAGCUCGAUAUCGUACGUGUUUUAUAAAAGUUUAUUCACACAAACACACACACACACCCGUACACAAUUCAAUUGCAUUACUUGGCAGUGUUUAUUAAUGUUAAUGUUAGUUAUAAGCUUAUAUAUGUUACGAUUUGAAGUUAACCCUGUCGCCUGCUACAAGGACAGCCGGCCUGUAGUUGCUCCAGGACAUCGUUCAGCUGCACGACGGCUAAGGCGAACAGCAGCGAGAUUUGUAAUAGCUAUAGAAAACAGAAAAUAUUUGUAUUUAUGUAGAAGACUAAGCACAGAGGGAGUAACGAUAUUUGAAGAAUUGUAAACCUUAUUAUUGCUAUAAAUAAUCUCACCUUGCAGCGUAA
Messenger RNA from Scaptodrosophila lebanonensis, 4164 nucleotides. Its product is annotated as erythroid differentiation-related factor 1. Bases 117 to 3806 code for a protein of 1229 amino acids. Gene Ontology annotation, biological process: positive regulation of DNA-templated transcription. NCBI's taxonomy places the organism in Eukaryota, Metazoa, Arthropoda, Insecta, Diptera, Drosophilidae. The transcript is spliced from 7 exons. The record is from RefSeq and is a predicted model, not a curated record.